CGGCAGUGGCAAAGGCAAAGGCAAAGGCAAAGGCAAAGGCAAAGGAAAAGGCAACGGCAAAGGCAACGUCAACAUGGAUUGCACUUUUGACUUGAAGCCACUGUUUGAUAAGGACAUAAUUAAGGUGCAGUCGGAUAUGCUGCCCGAGGGCUUCGUUGGCAGUCCGGAGCAGUCGGCGGAGGCCAAGCGCAGGAUGGGCUGGAUCAUCGAUAAGAUUGGCCUGAUGUCCGCCCAGGCUCAAGGCUUGCACACGUCUGUGACGAGUGCCAGGCAAACGAAUGACAAACAGACAAUCUAUCUGAUGGCCGGCAAGGGCAAGGAGGAGGGCAAGCUUGUCGUCACGGGUCUGCUCAAGAUGGGUCCCAAGGAUCUCUAUUUGUUCGAUGAGCGCGGGCAGCUGCGCAGUCGCAUUGGCACGCCCGCUGUGCUCGACUUCUUCGUGCACAGCUCGCAUCAGCGGCGCGGCCUGGGCAAGCGGCUCUUCGAUAACAUGCUGCAAGACCUUGACUUGACCUUGUGCAAGUGUGCGGUCGAUCGACCGUCGGCCAUGAUGACCGCCUUUCUGGCCAAGCACUACGGCCUCGUGCGCACCAUUGCGCAGACCAACAAUUAUGUGCUCUACGAUGGCUUCUUCGGUAACAAUGAUGCCAGCCACGCCGAUGCCAAGGACAGCAAAUUUAGGGGACAUACGAAAGCAACCGAUAAGCCCGAGAAGGACCUCAAGGUGCUAAGCAUGGCCGAAAUUAUGGAAGCGGGCAAGAAACAACCUCGCGAAAGCAGAAAAUACAACAUCAAACGUAACGGAGAUACCAGGAGUUGGCAAUAGAGCUGGCUCCCGACAAGGGGACGACAGACAGACGCAACUGGACGGAGCUGGACCGAACAGAUUAAGGAUAACGACUCGGCACAUAUGUCUAUAUAUAUAUAUAGAUAUAUACACAUUUACUUAUAUAUACAUACAUAUAUAUCGAUAUAUGUGAGUCACAUGUGUAGCUCGCAUUCGAAGCAUGCCAUCCAUAAUAGGAGUUGGCUCGCACAAGGCGAAAGAUAUUCGAAGGACUUAAGCAGUUGGCGAAAAUCCAAAUCGCAACUUUUAUUUUUGGGCUUAGGGAAGUUUUUUAAAAUUUGAGUACAUUCAUUCAACACACACAAACACACACUCGCACAAUUGGCUAGAGGAACCCGUUUUCAACAAUGAUGUUAACUAAAUUAUCUUUCUCAAUGUAAUAAAAAAAAUCAUGGCGUCAUGGCAAAGAGCG
Drosophila hydei is the source of this 1259-nucleotide messenger RNA. RefSeq names its product alpha-tubulin N-acetyltransferase 1. The record is from RefSeq and is a predicted model, not a curated record. Gene Ontology annotation, biological process: alpha-tubulin acetylation. Gene Ontology annotation, molecular function: tubulin N-acetyltransferase activity. The transcript has a single exon. The coding region runs from base 74 to 826 and encodes 250 amino acids. Gene Ontology annotation, cellular component: microtubule. Lineage: Eukaryota; Metazoa; Arthropoda; Insecta; Diptera; Drosophilidae.